UUUUAAUGGAACCUAGUUAAAUAGUAGCAAUUUGUAUAGCCACUUUUUUAGGAGUUAUAUACAUAGCUAGUUUAGUUCUUCUUCAUUGUUUUGGAAAGAUUUAUAGAUUAACUUUUCCAAAUCCUCCUCCUUAGUAUACAGAAAAAUAUUUUGGUGAAAAACUUAAAUAUGUGAAUGUUUAUUCUAAAGAUGGUAUUUUAUAAAAUAUACUUAAUUAUAGCUAGGUUAAAGAGUGACUAAUUAUUGAAUUCAUAGUAUUUGGAUAGAGUCAGAUCUAUACCUUAUGUCUACCUUAAGAACAAAUAUUCAGAAACUAAUAAUUAUUUACUUUAUUUUCACGGAAACGCUGAAGAUUUGUAAUUAACCAUUUUUGUAUGAAAA
Paramecium sonneborni is the source of this 381-nucleotide messenger RNA. NCBI's taxonomy places the organism in Eukaryota, Ciliophora, Oligohymenophorea, Peniculida, Parameciidae. The record is from the annotation of a GenBank genome assembly.